AUGUGGAUAUUUUAUAGUUCGGAAGAUUCAAAGUGUAUUUUUUCUGUUUGGAACCAGUGGUGUUUGUACUACGCAGCAGUGAUGUGUUUGUUGUUUUCGCCCGCAAGGAUGGACGAUGUUUGCCCGUCGUCCUGCUUCUGUACCAGGGACUCGGGGACGGUGACCUGCCGUGAUGGGGACUACGCUGAGGUACCUAGAGACAUACCGGAGUGGACAUCCACCUUCAUACUUAAGGGGAGUAACAUCUCAACUUUACAGCGUGAUGCGUUCAUGACCAACGGCACAGAGUUGGAAAUGACGACACUCUCUCUGUCCUAUAACGGGAUACAGGCUAUUGAACCCUAUGCCUUCCUGGGGCUUUCCCGGUUACAUUUGUUGGAUCUUAGCCAUAAUCAGCUGGAGUUUAUCUCAUCCAGGGCUUUCCAUGGAUUACCUGAGCUGCGUUCUCUUUACCUGAAUUACUCUAUUUUGCCUGCGGCCACGACGCAGCUCUCAGAUGCGCUCAACACACAAAGUUUGCGCAACCUCCAUAGACUAGAGUUGGCGGGAAACACGCUGACGUUUAUACCCCUUCAGAGAUUAGAUAUCUAUAACCUCCACGCACUGGUGCUGAUAAAUAACUCAAUAGAGAGCAUCGGGAGGGAAAACGUAACCAGUUUGUACCAGCAGAGGCGCAUACGCGUCUACUUGUCUUUAAAUCCGUUUCGCUGCAGCUGUGAACUGGAGGCGUUUUACUACUGGCUGAAGAACUCAUCCCAGUGCCCAGAUGCAGGGCGUCUCCUGUGCAGUGAGCCGGAGGCCAAGAGGGGGAUUGCUGUAGAAAAGCUCCGGGGGGAGGAGGUUGAUUGCAUGAACGAGAAUCUCGAGGCGGUGUCAUAUGUUUUUCUCGGUAUAGUUUUAGCCCUUAUCGGGGUGGUGUUUCUGAUGGUGUUGUAUCUCAACCGGGGAGGCAUCAAACGGUGGCUCAACAACAUCAGAGAGGCUUGCCGAGACCAGAUGGAGGUCUAUCAUUACCGCUACGAGCAGGACUCAGACCCCAGACUGGCCAACGUGGCUGUUUAACCAGAUGAAACAUCAAUCCAGUGUUGUAUAAUGUGAGGACUGAUUAUAUUUUAAAGAGGAUGGCCACCAGGAGAACUACUUUGUCAAAGACUGUGGCCUUGCCCUGUCACAACUACAAUCGAUGGUUUUUAAAAACUAGUUUCAUUAUUUUCUGCCCAUGAAUUCACUCUGGGAUAUGCACAGAGCCAAAGGCAGUUAAAUAACUACAAGUAACUGUUCAUCCAGCACAACUGAGUACUUAACUCUUCUAAGCAGUAUUGUAUAUAUUGUAUAUGAGUAUCUCCUUAUGACAAGAAUGCUUUUCAUGCAUCAUGUUAACUCACACAGUCAGCAUCUUGUCACACUUGUUUAGCAUUUAUCUUCAGUAACCAAGUGAAAAGCAUACAGGAAAGACACAUCAAACUUUCCCAUUUGAAAAGCUGUUUCAAUGUUAUUACUGAAAGCUGCUGCCCUUGGAAACUGCUUAAUAUUUUACAUUCAGGAAAACCUGCACAGAUAACAAGACUAUUCUGCUUUUAAUCUACCAAGGAGUGCACAUUGUCAGAAAACUUUCAGAGAAGGAAAUUGGACAGAUAAGGAAAGUCAUUUGGCAUUUUUAAUUGAGUGCCAUGUUUGUGGAACAUGUUACCAACCAUAUUUUUUAUGAUGAGUAUUUUAUCUCUGAGGACAAACCUGUAUCAUUUGACACCAGAUCAUAUUACCAGUAAAGCUGUG
Archocentrus centrarchus (flier cichlid) is the source of this 1776-nucleotide messenger RNA. RefSeq names its product trophoblast glycoprotein like (gene tpbgl). Gene Ontology annotation, molecular function: protein binding. Gene Ontology annotation, cellular component: plasma membrane. Lineage: Eukaryota; Metazoa; Chordata; Actinopteri; Cichliformes; Cichlidae. Gene Ontology annotation, biological process: negative regulation of canonical Wnt signaling pathway. The record is from RefSeq and is a predicted model, not a curated record. The coding region runs from base 1 to 1062 and encodes 353 amino acids. The transcript has a single exon.